This is a messenger RNA of Lytechinus variegatus (green sea urchin), 2767 nucleotides long. Its product is annotated as methanethiol oxidase-like. The transcript has 10 exons. The record is from RefSeq and is a predicted model, not a curated record. The coding region runs from base 350 to 1786 and encodes 478 amino acids. Lineage: Eukaryota; Metazoa; Echinodermata; Echinoidea; Temnopleuroida; Toxopneustidae. Gene Ontology annotation, molecular function: protein binding; selenium binding.
UCAGUCCUGCAUGCACCGCAUAAAGUUAUUAUUUGUUUGUCGUUGUCGGUCUAUAAUCACUCCAUGUCAAUUUAGGAUCCAAAGUGCAUUUAUUGAGGAAAGGGAUCCAUUGACUGAGAGAUUUUUGUUUAUCAAAUACCUCAGCACAGUCCAACAAAGAAAUAAGAAAAUAGCAUAAUCGCAGGCAAUCUAUAAACUUUGUAAAUUACACCCUGCUUCCUCCAGCCUAAUUUUGUUUUUAUUCUUUUAACCUCGCUAUCGCGAGGAAGUACGUUCACAGUGUAGGCAUAACCGUUUCAAUUGUGUGGAGGUAAUUGAGUCAGCAAUUGAAGAAGAGAAAGGGAACAGAAUGGCCAAACCCAAUCCUCGUGUAAGACGUCUAUUCAGUCAUCCCACUGAGGCUAUGCAGUAUGGAGAUAGAGAAGAGAUUUUAUAUGUUGCAUGCUCUCCUUCCAAUCAUGAGGGAGAGCCUGAUGUACUCCUAACACUCGAUGUCAACUCAGAUUCAGACACAUAUGGAAAGGUGAUCCAUCGGCUUCUUAUGCCUCAUAUAGGUGAUGAGAUAUCUCGUCUUGGCUGGAAUACUUGUAUGAGUUGCUAUGGUGAAGAUGAAAGUGCAAGUCAUGGGAUGUUAGUUGUCACGUGUCUGCGAUCAUCCAGGAUAUACAUCAUCGAUUUAGCUACUAACCCAAGAGCUCCCGCUAUUAAAAAGAUAAUAGAAGAUGAAUUGAUCCGGGAGAGAUCUGGAUUAACUAGUCCAAUGACAAGCCAUUGCUUAGGUUUCGGGCAAGUGAUGGUCAGCGCACAUGACAAUGGACAAGAUACAUGCGACAAAGGUGGAUUCAUAGUACUGGAGGGUGAUGAUCUUGAUGUAAAAGAGCGUUGGGACAGUGGCCAUGAUUCUAAUGUCGUCUCCUAUGAUUUUUGGUAUCAGCUUCUAACACACAAUGUAAUCAUCAGCAGUACCGGAUGGGGGCGUCGUGAUAUCUUCAAUGGACAAACAUCGAUCAAAGACGCCAUUAGCCAAGCUUCUGCAAGUCGAAGCAUUCAUGUUUGGGACUUUGAGAAGCGAACUGUGAUUCAGGCGAUUGACCUUGGCGUAGAUGGCGCUGUUCCACUAGCAGUAAGAUUUCUUCACGAUGCAGAGAAGAGUGUCGGUUUUGUAUCGUCUGCUACAGGAAAUACCAUUUACAAAUUCUUCAAAACGAGUGAUGACAAGUGGGGUGCUAAGAAAGUUAUCAGUUUAACCCCUGGGGAGUUUUCACGUGAUGGCUGUAAAUCCCUACCAGCUGUUACGUCAGACUUGGUGCUAUCACUAGAUGACCGGUUCUUGUACUGCAGUAACUGGAUGUACGGGGAGGUAUGUCAAUAUGAUGUCACAGAUACGGACAACCCCAAAUUGGUUGGACAGGUCCGUAUUGGCGGGGAUCAUGACAUGAAUGCGAAUUCUGACAAAGGUCGAACAAUCUAUGGUGGCCCUAAUAACAUGACGCUGAGUUUAGAUGGAGGACGUCUCUUCGUGACGACAUCGUUGUUUAGCCAAUGGGAUGCUGAGAUAUAUCCUGACACAGUCAAGAAUGGUUCAUCACUGGUCAUGAUUAAUGUCAACCAGGACGAAGGUGGAAUGUCCCUCGAUCCAGAUCUCAUAGUUGAACUCAGCAAAGGAGAUGGAUCAUCGGUACCACUGUUAGCUAAGGAAAUGAGAUUUCCAGGAGGUGAUUGCACGAGUGAUAUCUUUCUGUCGCUGUGUUCAUUUUCACCUUCUAAGAAAAUCGUCAAAGAGUAGAAUUAUUUUAUUUGAUCCGUCAAAUAUUCGUUUGAAAGGUGUUUUAUAUUUCUCACAAUAUCGACCAUGAUUUUUCUUUUUAAAUACAAUCUAACUCAUGGGAUACGCAAAACAAGUUUUCGGAACAAUUUGAAAUAACUCGCCUAAAACAUUAUUUCCAAUGACUCAUUGAAUUAGCAGUAAUUACAGCAUCCACUCUAGAUUCGAAAUACAGAAGAAAAAUUAUAAUAGAAAGAGGAAUGGGUGGAAUUAAUAUUGUUUUUUUUAUAUAUAUUAUUGGUAGCAGUUCUAGUGGUUAACCCACAAGAGCUCCACGUUUCCUUCCAUAUGGGUCUAUCCAUUCCACUUUCCAUGAAAUCGUUAGACCAGGCUGGUGGAACCUCCUUCAAAAUAAUGUGCACCUUCUCCAAGUUCUUCCAUGGCAGUAUGCCAGAACUUUACCUUGAAUAGUGAUGUCUCAGUGUAUAGCCUAAUUAAUGCAGAUUCCAAACCCAGAAAGGUGCAUUUGAUCAUACAGUAUUAUGAUGCUACAAAGUAAAAACGCUCUUUAAAGUUUUAUAGAUCAAUUUACUGCUACAGUAGUUCUUUAACAGGUCGAAAAAAGUAUAUUUAUUUUGUCUUAGACGAGAUAUUAUAUAAUUGCAAAAUUAUUUUUAUAUUUACAUGUAUAUUCAUAUGUUUUUUAAAAAUCUUAUUGUCAAAUAUUCUUGUACAUUCGGCAGAAUUGUCAUCCUACCUCUUCGAUUCUUUAUCACUAUAGAUGUUGGUUUUCUUAAAUCUCUUCCGGAAAUAUUUGCUAUGGAUGUUUGGCAAUGAUAGACAUUUUAAAUAUUUAGAUUUGAAUCUUGCUCGACUAUUUGUAAUGCUUGCAAAUUUACCUCCUUUAUACAAUGACUUAACUUCUAAAAAUCAUAUAAAGUACGUCAUCGGUAGGUCAACUGCCAUCUUUGGGUUUUGGUUUUGAUAACUGAAUGAAUUUCA